Molecule: messenger RNA, 2168 nt
Organism: Scleropages formosus (Asian bonytongue)
Lineage: Eukaryota; Metazoa; Chordata; Actinopteri; Osteoglossiformes; Osteoglossidae
Gene: ttr
Product: transthyretin (prealbumin, amyloidosis type I)
Exons: 4
Coding region: 42-497 (151 amino acids)
Biological process (GO): purine nucleobase metabolic process
Source: RefSeq, a predicted model, not a curated record
AGAGUGAGAGCGGCGCACGGGAUCGAAGGUUGGCCGACAGCAUGUCCCGUCCAGCCGUUCUCGCAUUCGUGGCCUUCGCCAUCGUCCUCUCUGGGGCAGCGCCACUGGACAACAAGCAGCAGGGGGGUUCCGACACCAAGUGCCCCUUGGCGGUGAAGGUCCUGGACGCCGUGCGUGGGGCACCGGCUACAGCUGUCCAGCUCAAGGUAUCGCGGAAGACGGAGGAUGGCUCCUGGACCGAAGUCGCAGCAGGGGUGACCGACACGGCUGGGGAGGUCCACAACCUCAUCGAAGAGAAGGACUUCACGUCGGGUGUCUACAAAGCGACCUUUGACACACAGGCCUACUGGACGGCAGCAGGACGGACGUCGUUUCAUGAGGCAGCCGAGGUGACGUUCAAGGCCCACGAACAAGGUCACCAACACUACACACUGGCGCUGCUCCUCAGCCCCUUCUCUUACACGACCACAGCCGUGGUCAACGGCGCUCACGAGUAACGGCCUCGUCCGCCACGUAGCUAGGCACGGUGAACGACGGACGCUCGACGCACAGUAACGUAAAAGUAAGGUAGGCGGUCCAGAAGCUGAGGUGAAGGGGAAAUGUUUCAUAACCACGGGUCAGUUUCCUGCACUCUGCCAAACAGCAAAUUGGGCUUCAUUUGAGCCUUGUCCCAUUGACUCAACAUUGCAAAGAACAAGUUCUUUGAAUAAUAAAGAAAUGUUGAAAUAACUUUUUCCACCUACAAACAACCAAUAAAUGAACGUAGGUCUUGAUUGAUUGGAGGAUUGAUUUAAAGUGAUUUUUCAAUGUGUAAAAUCAUUCUUUUUAAAAAUUGUCAAAUGUUUUAAAUACUUUAAUGAAGGCCUCAGUUUUAACUAAAGCAGCAAACAUUGUCUCCCAUCAGUUAAGUACAUACUAUGUGUACUUUUAGUAUUUAACAUUUUCAUAAUAGUUUGAUCUAUACCAAGUACUGAAUGUAUGUGAAAAGUAAUGUUUGAUUCAAAUAUAUAUUACAAAUUGAACACCGACGAGCCUCCGCUGUAUCUGUCCUCAAAAAUGUAAUGAAUGUUCAGUAAAUCAAGUGAUAGUGAAUUUCUUUAUUUGGAAGAAAAAUAUGCUAAAGCAGGUUGCAUGAACAUUUAAACAACUUCCUUUGCAGGAAAAAAAAGUCCAACAUAUAGUUUUGAACUGUCAGAACAGAACAUUUUGCACAGACUUUAAAAUUGAUGAUUGUACAAAUCACUGUAAAGUAAUAUCUUUUUUUGUCUGUCAAAAUAUUUUACUUUGAAUGUCCCUGGAGAAACAUCUUUAAAAAAUUUUAUAUUCUGUCCCCAAAUAUUUUUCACAUGUCCAUGUAGAACUAUUAUAAAUAAUAAAAAAAGUGCACUCAUUUCAAUUAACCCAAGCUUAUUUUCACAGCCAAAAACAUAAAAUAAAUCUCUAAAACAAACAUUUAAGUCAAACAAAUGAUGGAAAAAUCUGAAGGCACAUUUACAUGAAUACUGCAAUAUGUAAUACUUAACAUUGUUUAAAAAUAAACACUAUAGUCUUGAUAUACAGAUACACUGGGGGUAGCAGAUGCCCAAUGAUCCUGCGGGAUAAUAGGCUCAGCCAGAGUCGUGUGGCGACAAGUUGUAUAUACUCCUCCCAAAAUAUUCAAGGUUUUGAGGAAAAAGACUCCACCCUUUUGCCAGGAUAUGUAACUUAUAAAACAUAUGAUUUGUCACCGAUACAUCAGUUAAGUGAUCACAUUUCAUUUACAUAUUUAGAUGGAGGAUCAGUUUCUCAGGCGCUACUUAGUCACCUGGUGCACCUCAGCAACACAUGUGGCCCAGCUACCAAAUUCAUACCUCAAAGUGGAACCUUGAGAAACGGGCUUUGAAUAACAAUGAUGCAAACACCUGCUUGACAGGGUCUUGUGUAGCUGUACUUAUGGAUUUGUUACAUCAAUACGUGGACAUUGUCCGGCUCAAUGAACAUACUUCUCCAAAACUGCAUUGCCAGCAACGAUAAAUGGUAACCUGUUGCAGAAGUAAUGAUUUGUUAAACCUGUAUUUUUACAGUAACCCACCUGAAGUGAUGCCCUGAGGUUCUACAGGUGCUGGAUUUUUAUGUAGAAAAUAGUGGGUGUGCAACUACUUCCCCAAAAACCAUUUUUUUUUUUUUUU